This is a messenger RNA of Patiria miniata (bat star), 2685 nucleotides long. RefSeq names its product hepatocyte growth factor receptor-like. The record is from RefSeq and is a predicted model, not a curated record. Bases 253 to 1659 code for a protein of 468 amino acids. NCBI's taxonomy places the organism in Eukaryota, Metazoa, Echinodermata, Asteroidea, Valvatida, Asterinidae. Gene Ontology annotation, molecular function: transmembrane receptor protein tyrosine kinase activity; ATP binding. Gene Ontology annotation, biological process: protein phosphorylation; cell surface receptor protein tyrosine kinase signaling pathway; multicellular organism development. The transcript is spliced from 10 exons. Gene Ontology annotation, cellular component: signaling receptor complex.
AUGUGUAGCAGGCUCCAGAUACAAGCAUCAACUCAUCCAGGCUGUCACUGGGCAAGCUAUAGAAGAAAAUACUUUCCAAUUUGGGUCAUCUGCAUUCACGCGGCACUUCACCAUCGAUCACGAUCUUCCUUGGAGUUCUCUAAAUUCAAUCUGCUUUUCUCGGAGAUACGACUCAGAACGAGAACGGCGAGCUGUCGAUUGGACUCAGAAUCCUAAUCACAGAUUCGCCAAGGAAUCGAAUUAGCUUUCAAGAUGGACCAAGCUACAGCGGGGGUCCUUGUCUGCAUCAUUGCGCUCCAAGGGCUUCUCUUUGUGGCAGUCGUAGCUGUUCUCCUGGCCAAAUAUUACAGAGUCAAUCUUGUGCUGAAGAGUUACUACGAGAUUAUGCUGUUAAUUCGCAUCAGAGCAAUGCACAGAGUGAAUAAAGCGUCGAAUGGGCAACAACUAGAGCCGACUGGCCCAACUCUGGGGACAAGCGCCGCCAACGUCCAGCAACCACAUCCGGAACCUCAGACCAUCGUCCUUGACGAUGGAAUCAGCAUCGCCGCCGAUGAUGUACAGAUCAAGUUCAGCCAGUUACAAAUGGAGGAUGAACUUGGGCAGGGUGCUUUUGGGACAGUUUAUCGAGCCGUCUUCAAUAAUUGGUCAGCCGGAGAACGAAGCAUUGUGGCCGUUAAGACGGUUGAAGAUGCGGAUCCUUCCAGAAUCGUCCAAUUCCUGAAGGAAGGACUGUUGAUGAAGAGCUUCAAUCAUCCCAACGUACUGAAGCUGCUUGGCUUGACCUUUGAUCGAUCGGGUCAGCCACUCAUUGUGCUUCCCUUUAUGGCGAACGGUGACCUGAAAUUUUUCUUAGUGAAGCAAAAACAGAACUUGAGUCACACGCAGCUUACCAUGUUUGCCUAUCACGUGGCCCUGGGUAUGGAGUACCUCGAAGAACAACAGUUCGUCCACAGGGAUUUAGCUGCGAGAAACUGCCUGGUCGAUGACAAGCUUGUCGCAAAGAUAGCGGAUUUCGGCUUGUCCAGAGAUCUGGACGAGUCCGAUUACUACACCAGCGGGGAGAAACAGGCCAAGUUACCCAUCAAAUGGAUGGCACCAGAGUCAAUGGAACGUAAGGUGUAUAACACCAAAACGGAUGUGUGGUCCUAUGGGGUACUUCUGUGGGAGCUGUUUUCUCGUGGUCGAACGCCCUACCCUGAUAUUCACAACAGGGACGUGCACUCGUAUCUAAGGCAAGGCAAGCGUAUGAACCCACCUAGGUUUUGCCCUACAAAGAUAUCUGCCAUCAUGCGACACUGCUGGCUAGACUCCGCGAAGAAGCGAUGGUCCUUCGGUCAAAUAGUCCAGGAGCUGGAACCACUCGUGACCCACGGCAACGCGCAGGGCAUUGCUCCGUCGUGUGCGAAGCCCGUCCAUGGACCAUGCUCGCUGAAUGUUCCUGGUGUUCCUCCUCAAAUGGUGUCUGGAAGCGCCAUUUCGGGGAAGGAUCGUUCGCCAUCCGCUGCUUGUCGGGGUUUGCAGGGGGCGUCAGCAGGGGGGAGUGGUCGCGUUGACGAUCGCUUUUCGAUGGAAGUCUUGAAGAGUGGGGUAGGAAAGCCGGACGGCGGUGAUUACAGAAGGGAAGCGGAUUGCUACCAGCAAAGUAGCUCGUCCGUCUGAUUGCUUGCUCUGACACCAUGAUGUAUGAGCCCAGGCCUUGAUUAUUUGGUACACCUUAUUAAAAGUGGCUUGUUAUAUACGUCCUUGUGGCUGAAUAGUACUAAUAUAGGCCUUCAUAAAUAAAUGUUAAUAAGGUACAUAAUGCACGAUGAUGAAUACAAGAAUAUAUGCAAAGGUAAAAAUAAUUGCCUGGCGCACUCUAUAAUUGUCGAGUUGUAAUCAGCUAAAUCAGUUUUUAUAUGAUAAUAAGGCCUAUACCGAACAUUCGUUUCCUUUCUAUGUUUCAAUUUUAUCCUCAAUUUCAAAUUUGAGAGGAUUUGAUAAAUUAGUUAUGUAUGAUAUUUAUAGCCCUAUAUUUGAGUCGCAUGAUGGGCCAGACCCACGGUGGAACACUACUGUCAAAUCAGUUAUGAUAUGUUUGCCCAAGGCUAAGCAAAAGAACUGCUGAUUCGUCUACUAAAAGUGAUGCUGCUGAAAUUGCUGAAGAUUUUAAUCAACACCUUAUUAGUGUUGGGAAAUCGUCCGGACUGGGAUAAUUGUAAUCAGAAUUUUGACAAACUGCAUGGAUUAUUUGGAUUUUAGUAUUGCUCCUAUGACAAAAUGUAAUAUUCUGUAAUUGUAGCUUUAGAGCCGGCAUUGUCCCUGACAACUGGAAGAGAGCACGGGCUCGUUCUCACUUUUAAAAGUGGAGCCUACACGAAUGAUUUGGCAAACUACCAACCCAUCUGUGUUUUGCCGAUAUUGUCUAAGAUCAUUGAGCGUCAUGUUUAUAAUCAUUAUCGGGCAUGAAAUCCUCUCGGAUCAUAUCAACAAUCAGGAUUAGUCCUGUCAAACUGUAAGUUAACGAAACUCACUAAUUAUCUGUUUGAAAAUAUGGACCAGGGUAAACUUUGCGGUUUAGUACUCAUUGAAUUGAGAAAGAUCUUGUAGCCCAGGAUCAUGAUCUUUUACAAAAAUAGCAAUCUAUAUCGUGACUCAAUAUAAUAAUCGUUAAAAACACAAUGUACAGUAAAAUGUUGACCUCCA